Molecule: messenger RNA, 2076 nt
Organism: Baudoinia panamericana UAMH 10762
Lineage: Eukaryota; Fungi; Ascomycota; Dothideomycetes; Mycosphaerellales; Teratosphaeriaceae
Exons: 1
Coding region: 133-1755 (540 amino acids)
Source: RefSeq, a predicted model, not a curated record
AUUGUUCACAUACUACACGUUUUCGUCUUGCAUGCAUCGGCGACGUGCGCAAUGCUAGCUUCCUGUACCGAUGAGCGACGAGGGGGCUGAAGUUGGCUGCUCCUCGAGCACGUCUGCUCCAUUGUUGCCGCCAUGAAGACAACUGCGCUGUUUCGCCACCCUCUCUUAGGCCAAUUGAAAGGCCGUACCUUGAACGACAGCUUCCUUCAGUUCACCAACGUCCCAUACGGCUCCAUCUCGCAGCGAUUUGGGCGAGCUAAGCUCAUCACAGCGCUCCCGAAGACAUCAGAGGGACAGCCAUACGAUGCAGCGGACAUUCCGCCUGCGAGCAUCCAACCACUGAAGGCAGCUGAAAUCGAUUGUAAGGGCAACCAAUUUCCAUCAGAUGUGUUGCAAGACUACGAAGAGCCGCAGUCAGAGGACUGUCUACGACUCAACAUUGCCAUACCAUCAUCAACUACCCAAGGCUCAUCCCUCCCCGUUCUCGUUUUCUUACAUGGCGGAGCCUUCUUCCUCGGCUCUGGCACCCGUCCCUACUAUAACCCUACCAACUUCUGCGAGCAGGCUCUGCAGGCAGGUCUUCCUCAUGUCUUUGUCUCUGUCAAUUAUCGCCUAGGCGCCCUAGGCUUCUUCCAUUCUCCCAGUGCCUCCAAUCUCAUGCCCGAGAACAGCGGGCUUCAUGAUCAGUUGGUGGCGUUUACUUGGAUCAGCAGGUAUAUUGCAGGAUUUGGUGGCGAUCCGAACAAUGUCGUGGCGAUGGGCCAGUCGGCGGGAGGCAUGAGUGUCACCAUACACAACAUGUCUGGCAAGGAGAACCUUUGGAGAAGAAGCAUACAGUUCAGCGGCUCGCUUGUUACGAUGCCGGUGAAGUCGCCCAGCGAGCAUCAAGAAAACUUCAUAUCGCAAGCCAAGAAGCUCGGGAUCGCCACGAAGGAGCGAACAAGCGACGCGAUUGCCCGCAAUAUGAUAUCUGCUCCUGUUGACAAGAUCCGAAACCUGGAGUAUGUCGGCAUGGCUUGCAGCCAAAGCGAGCUGCUGCCUUAUGAAACCGCCAGCAUGGCCUUGAUGCGACGCAGAGCACCACCGUCACCUAACCUCCAGAGCCAGAUCGUCUCUUCGACAACCUACGACGGCGGCAUCUCUUACAACCUCAUGCUUGGCAACAAAGAGCGCAAAACCCACGCCAAGGUCUUCAUCGACAUAGCAGAGUCUGUGCUCAAGCAUCCCCGAGAAGUGCUCGAUCUCUACGACAUCAAGCCUUCCGACGAUGACAAGACCGCACUGAGGAAGAUAUGUCAAUUCGAAAGCGACAUCGGCUUCUUCGCCGCCUCGCUAGCACAAGCCCAAGGCUUCCCCGGCAAGACAUACCUGAUGAUCUUUGACCUCGGGAAUCCGUUCGACGGUCCUCUGCCACCUCGCGAGUGCGCAACGCAUACGUGGGAUGUGGUUGCGCUGCUGGGAGCCUACGAAGGUAGGGUUGAUGACCAGUAUCGAUCAGUCAUUACGGAGUCUCGUGGCAAGAUCCUCGCUUAUGCCGUUGCUGGAAAGGAGCCGUGGCCUGCGUGGACGCCGGAAGACGGGUUUGCGCUUUGGGUGGGUAACGAUGGUGUACGCGUUGUGCGAAAGGACGACUACAUGGGUACCGGUACACAAAGGGGCAGGUUGCUCAAAUAUGCGGAGAAGGAAGCGGGUGAAGAUGGAUGUGAUGUCCUUUGGAAUGAUGUGUGCAGGCGCUUCUUGAUGGCUGGGAGGUGAUGGACAUGAUACAUUGACUAAGCUCGAGUAGCUCACAAAAGUCGAGCCUGAUCUUCGGCCUUACAUCUCCGCUGCCAACGCUUCUGUGCCAAGCUGUCCAGCAAUUCCAGCAGCAGCCAUGCCCGAUGCCAUACCGAUGAUAACGGCCUUGAAGAGACAGCCAGCGUCCCCAGCAGCGAACACGCCUGGUACUGACGACUCGUAGAACGGCGAGUUUGUCUUGAUGUACUCUUGCCGGUCAGACUCUACAUGCAGCCAAGUUGCUGGGCAAAUGGACCCCUGAUCAUUGCAUCCGGCACGCUCACGACGAAUGCCUUGCCU